Messenger RNA from Esox lucius (northern pike), 532 nucleotides. Its product is annotated as sarcoplasmic/endoplasmic reticulum calcium ATPase regulator DWORF-like. The record is from RefSeq and is a predicted model, not a curated record. The coding region runs from base 88 to 201 and encodes 37 amino acids. The transcript has 3 exons. Lineage: Eukaryota; Metazoa; Chordata; Actinopteri; Esociformes; Esocidae.
CUGCUAGAUGUAAACAUCAACUCAUCAGUGCAGGACUCAGCACAUACGUAGCAUUAACGCUGACCAGAGAACCAGCGAGGAAGUAUCAUGGGUCCCAGAGCUUCAAGUAACGUGGAGUCGCCCCGCAGGCUGUUCCCUGUUCUACUCAUUGUGGCCUGGAUCGUUGGCUGUGCAGUGAUUGUCUACUUUGUCUUUGCCUAGGAGAGAAAUCUAUUCCAUGUGCUUCAUUUUGAAACAUGUUUCCUUCAAAACAUUGGACAGAAGACAAUGCCAAGACCAAGAAAUUUGUGUUUACAUUGAUUUGAAAUAUGUGUAAAAUGUGAAUUUCCUAUUGGGGUUUUUAUGUCAAUUCAGUCUUUCUACUACAUUCCUGUUCAUAAAAAAAUAUAUUCAGUUCAAAUGUGUAUGUUUGCACUUGAAAAAUAGAACAAGGGACAGAUUGUGUCUAUUAUCCUUUCUUAAUCUCUUUUUUUGGCCUACAAAUAAACCUGACAGUUGCUACGGUUUGAUGAAGAACCCUUGAUAAAAAGUC